Messenger RNA from Branchiostoma belcheri (Belcher's lancelet), 482 nucleotides. RefSeq lists its product as uncharacterized. The record is from RefSeq and is a predicted model, not a curated record. NCBI's taxonomy places the organism in Eukaryota, Metazoa, Chordata, Leptocardii, Amphioxiformes, Branchiostomatidae. The coding region runs from base 1 to 426 and encodes 141 amino acids. The transcript has 3 exons.
AUGGCUGUACUUGGACGCACGAGGACCCGAACCCGCGGCGGCUCGUGCUGCAGUACUACCGGUACAGAGACGGCGGCCUGUAACCGGUUCUGCUACAACAGCGGGACACCGUCCGGUAACGCCUGCAUCUGUACCUCUCAGUACGAGGGGCGGUGCUGCGACGUCGCCAAACCGCGCGGUAACGGAGGGUACAAUCCACCAGCAGGCGGAGGGGGCCUCAACAUCUUUCAGCAAGGAAUCUCCAACAACGUCAACGUUAACCAUCAAAGCGGCUCCAACAACAUUAACCAACAGGGAAACAACGUCCACCAGAGCACCACUCUGUCGAAAAACGCGAAACUCGGUAUCGCCCUCGGUGUCUCUUUGCCACUUCUAUUUCUGAUACUACUCAUGGUCGUCCUCAUCCCUCUUUACGCCUGUAAUUGAUGUGGCUACAGAGAUCAAACCAAAAAUAACACCCGAGACCUAUUGCUUUCCAAAAG